Perkinsus marinus ATCC 50983 is the source of this 725-nucleotide messenger RNA. RefSeq lists its product as hypothetical. The transcript has a single exon. The record is from RefSeq and is a predicted model, not a curated record. The coding region runs from base 1 to 399 and encodes 132 amino acids. NCBI's taxonomy places the organism in Eukaryota, Perkinsozoa, Perkinsida, Perkinsidae.
AUGCAACUUUUCAACAUGGGAAUGCGCAGCAUCGUCAACAUCCUGCUUAUCACUGUCGUUGUGGCUAACAAUGCCUGUAACGAUAAGGACAAGGAGAAGCUGACCAACAACUUAUUCCCCAACUAUCUUUACAAAUGUGCUUCCGAUGCUAAGCUUACACCUUCAAAAAUCGCCCCCUGCCUUGAGAAAGGUUGUGGCCUGUCUCACGAAUGCGCCGAUUGCUUCGUUGCUGUUGGAGCAUGUACUAUUAAAUCAUGCAUUACAUCCUGCAUGUUCAGCCCACUGGGUAAAAAGUGCCAGGCGUGCGCGGAGGAACACUGUGGUGCUGAACUUAAGACUUGCACGGGCUUGGCCCAUCCCUUACCUAAUCCGACGAAGAAGGGUGAUAAGUGCUAUUAAACGACGAAGUACUUGGCAUGCGGACUCUCUACUAAGACUCCGCUGCAUCGUCAUGCUGAGCUGAGGCAUCAAACUCUUCUGGUGUGUGUUUGUCGCUCGAUCCGGAAUGUUUGUGGCCGAGUCAUUUCAUUAUCCUUAUCAUUGAUAGCUUGACGGUGAAUCCGUUCCUGACUUAAAGGUCUCGGAUAGCUCAUCUGCAGGUGGUGUCUCUCCAGAAUAUCUUUUUCAUACUCACUUUCCCGAAUGCUGGCUUUUUAUUUUUCGGCCGUUGAUCUUUCUGGUCAUCUUUCUGGUCGUUUUUAUCACUAUGAUACCAGUUUCGAGCG